Zalophus californianus (California sea lion) is the source of this 5430-nucleotide messenger RNA. RefSeq names its product ankyrin repeat domain 34C (gene ANKRD34C). Lineage: Eukaryota; Metazoa; Chordata; Mammalia; Carnivora; Otariidae. The transcript is spliced from 2 exons. The record is from RefSeq and is a predicted model, not a curated record. Gene Ontology annotation, molecular function: protein binding. Bases 457 to 2061 code for a protein of 534 amino acids.
CAGCGCGCUAGCCAGCCGGCUGGGCCCCCGGACGGAGCGCAGGGCCGGGCUGCGCACGAGACCUGCAAGGCAGAACUGGGCGCAAUUCUCAGCUUCUUCCACGCUUCCUUCUUUCUCUUAAAGAAAAACUCCCUUGCUCUCACUUGAACUUGGAGGAGCAAGGGGGUGAUCAAAAGGCACUGACGCAGAGGUUUUAUUUGUGAACCUUGACGAAGUUCUGGGCAAGUCACUCAACGGGACCGGCGAGGCCAGGGGUAAUCCCAACUCCCCGGCGCGGUUCAGCCUGGCAGUGCCCUUUGGUAACCAGCCCGAAGCCAAGGGCGGGAGUGCCAGGCACCCCCAGACUUUGCUUUUGGAAUAAUGACCCUACAGGUGGCCUGCGCUCAGGUGGCCUUGUUUGGUGAGCGUCCCCACCAGGUCUGAUCGCCACGGUGGCUCGGAGGUGCCGAGGCCAGCAUGAUGGACGACGACACAGAGCUGAGGACCGAUGGAAACUCACUCCUAAAGGCGGUGUGGCUAGGGAGGCUCAGGCUGACCAGGCUCCUCCUGGAAGGGGGCGCUUAUAUCAAUGAAAGCAAUGACAAAGGGGAGACAGCUCUCAUGGUGGCGUGCAUCACCAAGCAUGUGGACCAGCAGAGCAUCAGCAAGUCCAAGAUGGUAAAGUACCUGCUGGACAACAGGGCAGACCCCAACAUCCAGGACAAGUCUGGCAAGACGGCGCUCAUCCACGCGUGCAUCAGGAGGGCUGGGGGAGAAGUGGUGUCCCUACUCCUAGAGAACGGGGCGGACCCCAGCCUCGAGGACCGCACUGGGGCUUCAGCCCUGGUCUACGCAAUCAACGCAGAUGACAAAGACGCCCUGAAGCACCUGCUUGACGCCUGCAAAGCCAAAGGGAAGGAGGUGAUCAUUAUAACAACAGAUAAAUCCUCAUCAGGCACCAAAACCACCAAGCAGUAUCUCAAUGUCCCUCCUUCCCCCAGUGUGGAAGACCGGCGGUCACCACCACUGUGCCUGUCUCCUUCAGAGAUUGAACUGAAGGCUCCAGGCCUGGGCUCUCCACCCAGUGAGAGGGAAGAUGAUCUCUUCAGCCUCCAAACAGGGCAUCUGAGUGGUUGCAACACCGCCAAGUCUCUGAAUGAGCCUGGGUCACCCACCAGGAAGGGAGGGAACCUCAAGAGGGCCCGCCUGCCCCAACUGAAAAGGCUCCAGUCUGAACCCUGGGGCCUGAUUGCGCCGUCUGUGCUGGCUGCUAACAUGCGUCAGGACGAGACCCAUGGCCCCAGCCCGGACAGUGAGGUCAUCAAGAGCAUCAGCGACGUGUCCUUCCCCAAAAGGGGGCCGCUCUCCAGAACCAACAGUAUCGAUGGCAAAGACCCCACCCUCUUUCCCACAGUCACGGAGCAGGUUCUGAAGAUCGCAGCCUCCCCGGCACCAGCAUCCUGGAAGGCAGCCUAUGAGAAGGGUCAGUCUUCCCACCCUCGUCUGGCCCGAAGGGGAACUCUCCCUGUCGACCAGGAGAAGGCGGGUGUCAGUCCAGCAAGCCCCCCUGCUCUCAAAGAUUCAGUGUCCCUCAAAUGGCUAGAGAGUGAUCUCCAUGAUUUAGAGUUACAGGCAGGGGCUGAGCAGCUCAGCUCGGGUUCCCUGGAGUCAAGCAAAGGGCCCUCGGACAGGAAGAGGCUCAACGGCUCCCUCCUGGCUCUCUUCCAUGGCCCGCGGGAGUCCCUGGACGCUGCGCCCAGCACGUCCCCCAGCUCGGCGCGCCGCAGGCCACCGCAUCUCCUGGAAAGGCGAGGUUCUGGAACUCUGCUGCUGGACCGAAUUUCUCACACCAGGCCCGGCUUCCUUCCGCCUUUAAAUGUAAGUGUGAACCCACCUAUCCCUGACAUCAGAUCUAGCAGCAAACCUGCUCCCCUUGCGAGCGGCUUAAAAUCCAUGGUUCCCAUUGCUCCAAGUUCACCAAAGAGAGUUGACUUGAGAAGUAAAAGGAAGCUCCUCAGGAGGCACUCUAUGCAAGUGGAGCAGAUGAUGCAGCUGUCGGACUUUGAAGAAGUCAGGACCUAGAAGCUUUCAGAGGGGUUUAAAAAAACCAGACUCUGUGUAGUUAACGAGAGGCACCACCAUCUAGAGCAGCAUAGCCGGGCAGACCCUGUGCAUCCUGGGCGUCCCUCGGCCCUGGUGGCAGGGAUGGAGCGGGGUGCAGCUUCCCUGCUGAAAUGGUCUCUGGGUUUGUACAGCUUUACUUGAAAAGAGCUCAGGAUAAUUGGGUUCUAGACACAAAAUCACCAAAACAAAAUUCUCCAAUGGAAGGAAGCCUUCGGGGUUUGGAGGGAACACAGCAAGUACAACGAUCCAGGCCCCUGACACCAGCUCUUCUCCACCAGACGAAUAAGAACGUAGAUCCCAAGACAGUAUUCAAAGCACGCCCUUUGUAGUAAAUCUAUAAAGUGCCUACAGAGAAGAUGAAGCUUUCACGUGUGUCAGGAUGUGCAGAAGCUCAACACCACCCCCUGAGCUCUGAAAUCUGGUAGCUGUGUUCCGUUCGAAGGAGACAAGCAGACCUCCCCCAUCAGAGAGGCUCUGGCGGGUGGAGCGCUGUCCAGCACGGUGCGCUCAGGGGCUUUCCCCACCCCAGCCACACCCUGCGUUCACGCGUACCCGUGGGUGUGCGGCGGGUCCCCAACUAUUGUAACCAUGUGUCCCCCGAAUCCUGAUGGGCCAUACUCGGGGGCGCCUCAGAGACACAGCCUGUCUCCCUCCCCCCCGGACACUAGCUCUGUGCCAAAAUCUUGUGAAAAAACAGUCAGGGGCUGUUAAUUAAUUUGGAGUUGAAUGUGAUACAGUUUCCAGAAUCGACCCGUUUCUUGCUUGUUCUUAAGAAAACUUGACGAGAUUCCCCCAAAGCCAGAAUGGUAAAUAAUGAUGGGACAGGCAGACGCAAAGAGCACAAGCGGGUGCUUCUCAGGCCGGAAGCUGUAGGACCGCACUGAAUUCUGUAGCCUGAACAUGUUAAGGGGCGCGGGACUGUCCUUUCAGCUACUCUUGUCUAGGUAAUUCAAGGAAAAUCCAGUUUCUGCUUUGCCUGAAUUAUCCACAUGAUGGGAGGUUUGUAGAAAUGACCCGAACGACCCUUGCUAGCCACGUUGCACACACCCAAGAAGGGAAGCAGAGACUCAGCACAUUUGGAGUGAUGCAGGCACAUUUCGGAUAAAGACGUUCCCGGUUAUCUCCCAGUUACUUUACCUUUCCUGUUGCUCAGAUACGUUGGUUCUAGGGUUAGAAGAAUUCGGUGGCCCCUGGGGGUUGUGUCCCUCAGAGGCAUGAGUAAAGGCUCGGAGAUUCGGGUUUGCAUCCCUGUUUCAUCAUUCACCAACUUUCUACUCCCGCAUUGGCAAAAUGGGGCUGGCAGUGCUCCACCGUGAAACGGCGAGGGGGAAUGAAGUGCCCGCUGCUGAGCCCGACGCGGACAAGUAACUGGAUAGCAGGUAGCUAAUUCUGAUUCACAUCUUCAGAACUCUGAAGCUUCCAAGUUUCAAAUAAUACAUAAUACCCCACACAAGGUGGAAUUAAGUCCAGCUGAAAAAUUCAAGGGUCUCCUUGAGAUCUCCAGUCAUGCCCAGUACUGAGCCCUAAGUACGUUGGUAGAGUAAACUACAUUCUGCCACAUCAGCUCUACACAUUACAGCAUUUCUAUAAUGACAUCUGCUAGACGGUUAUCUGAAUAUCCCAAACAAAAGUGCUGACGAUGCUUACAAAUAAACCGAAUGUUUAUUUUUUAAUCAUUCCUCCCGGGCAGGCCCAUACUCAACCUGGGCACUUUUGAAAUUUUAGGUGGAUGAGUCUUUGUUAUUGGGGGGCUGUCCUGUGUGUGGUAGGAGGCUCAGCAACAUCCCUGGCCUCUACCCACCAGACGCCAGGAGCAUCUUCCUCCUAGUUGCGACAACCAGAAAUGUCUCCAGACAUGCUGCUGGGAGCAACAUCACCUCGGCUGAUCACCGCUGCUCGAGGAGGAUGACAGUGUACCUGGCAGAAAUCUGUCAAGACCAACAAAGCUGCACGAAGGUGUGGGUCUGGCUGGGUCGGCCCUCCCACUGACUUGAAGCCAAUUGAACUGUGCUUUAGUAGGAUGACUAAUCGAUCCAUAACUCGGGCCCUUGGGGUUCUUGGCCAGCACACAUAGGGGAGUGCUGGUGGCCUUUUGUACUUUGCAGGGAGGGAAGCAAAGCACAUAAGCUAGUGAAAACCUAGGACUCACGAACUUGGUUUAGGGUGGAAAAUCCAUAUGCUUCUCGGGACCACUGAGUCACGAACGGUUCUUACCAAAUGGACGUGAUUGCAGGCAAGGAAACAACUCUCCAACGCAUUAGAGAGAAUCAUACCGACAACAGUUGAUCUCAGCAGCUCAUUAAACACACACACGUACCCUCCAGCUGUUGUUGCUGCCCGCUAAAGCUAACCUCUGCUAGUAGAUCUAACUGUGGGAAUCUACUAGAUCUCUGCUAGUAGAUCUAAUGCUACACACAUGCAUUUUUCCAAACCUUUAGCUAAGAUUCGAAAGCCUAAUUUAUGCUAAGUAGUGAAUGAGGCACAUUCAUAGCAAUUAGCUCAGGCAGAACAAGAAACGUGAUGGCUACUCAUCCAGAAUAACCUGUCGGUCCCACGAAUGCCCACAGCAGGUGCUCCAGGGCCCUCAUGCCUGCCUCCGUCACUUGUGACCUGUCCAUUGGUCUUUCUCUGGACAGCCUCCAGGACAGUACCUUCAUCCCUGUUUGACGUUGCAUCAGCUGGAUCAGAUUGUCCCAGACUAGUACGACCAUAACACUUUAUCCCGCUCAAUGCAGAAAUAGGCGAUUUUUGUCCACGUUAAUGAACCUCACAAGGAUGCUUCUUAAAAGCAUAUUUUAGAUUCAACUAUGUUUUCUAGAUCAGAGAUGAGCUUUUCUUUCCAGAACCCUAGUGUCACUACAGGAGUUAGCUGCAAACUGUAGUUAAGACUUUCUGGAAUGUUUAUCAAAAUGUAUUCUAGAACAGGAGUCUGAAGUUUAAAAGUCUGGAGCAGCAGUUUAAUUUCUAGGCACCCCGAAGCUGGUUUUUGUUUGUUUGUUUAAACCCACUGUCUUGAUUCUCUUAGAAUUUCAUCAAGUAAAUGGUGUCCUGCAAAGUGCAGGCUGUGUCCGACCCUCCUCCUUUGUGCGUGUUGGUGCUUCGGACCUACUGUGUGUUGCUUGCACUGGUUCUCUGUGGCAUUAGACUCUGGUCUCAAGUUGACGACGUGCUCAAAGAUGCGUCCAAAUCCAAGUAAUGGAACUGUCUAGAUAUUUCUAACAUGUCAAUAAAGGAUAUAUUGCAGUCCUUCAAUAGCAUGCCCCAUUUUUGGUAGUGAAAUCUCAAUGACAAAUAUUACUUUUUCCUUAUGAUGGGGUUGACACGACU